AUGGCUUCACUCCCAAAGACCAUGAAGGCUCUCCGAUAUGAGAAGCCAGAAGAUUGGAGCAUCGUCGAGGUUCCUCUACCUAAGCUACGGGCCGGUGAUGUUCUAGUCAAGGUCAAGGCUUGUGGUGUCUGUGGUACCGACUUACACAUCCAUGAGGGUGAAUUCAUAGCUGAAUUCCCCUUAAUUCCUGGCCACGAAACCAUUGGCGAAGUUGUUGCAUUUGCCGAUGACGUAAAAGGCUUCGAGGUGGGCGACCGCGUCGCCGCUGAUAACUCGGAGCUCUGUGGUCACUGCUUCUAUUGCCGAAGAGGACAGGAACUUCUCUGUGAAGACUUCAAGGCCCACGGUGUUCUUGGACUUGAUGGUGGUUUCGCUGAAUAUGCUUCCUACACCCAAGGCCGUCUCUUUAAACUUAAGAACAUUAGCGAUGUCGACGCUACCCUAAUUGAACCUGCCUCUUGUGCCAUGCAUGGUUUAGAAAAGAUUGCCCCGAAGGCCGGUUCCCACGCUCUGUUGAUCGGUGCUGGUCCCACCGGUCUUAUGAUGGCACAAUUCCUAAAGCACAGCGGUGUUUCGCAAUUAACUAUUGCGGCCCCUGAGGGUUCCAAGAUGGAACUAGCCAAAAGCCUCGACGCCGGCGAUUUCUAUGUUCCUCUCUCUCGAUCGAACUCGGCUCCGCAAUGGGAACAGAUCAAGAAGGACAACCCAUAUGGUUUCGACAUCGUCGUUGAGGCCAGUGGUAGCUCCAAGGUGCUUGAAGAUGCCAUCAACUAUGUCCGCCGAGGAGGCAAGCUUGUCUGCUACGGUGUCUACCCCAACUCUGCUCGCGUCUCUUGGGCGCCAUCCAAGAUCUUCGGUGACGAAAUUACCAUCAUCGGCUCCUUCUCCGAGACUUACAUGUUCCCAGCUACUGUUGACUACCUAGACAGCGGCAAGGUUAAGACUAAAGGCAUUGUCAACAAGACCUUCAAGCUUGAGCAAUGGGGUGAGGCUCUGGAGAGCAUCCGGAACAAAUCGGCCAUCAAGGCCGCCAUCGUUUUCGACUAA
This is a messenger RNA of Annulohypoxylon truncatum, 1047 nucleotides long. Its product is annotated as GroES-like protein. Gene Ontology annotation, molecular function: zinc ion binding; oxidoreductase activity. The transcript is spliced from 9 exons. Bases 1 to 1047 code for a protein of 348 amino acids. Lineage: Eukaryota; Fungi; Ascomycota; Sordariomycetes; Xylariales; Hypoxylaceae. The record is from RefSeq and is a predicted model, not a curated record.